CGUAUUUAAUUUAAUUAUUGAGAAACACAGAGUACUUUGUAACAGACUGUUGAUAAACGAUUCGGAUCUAUUAAUCGACGGCGGAAAACUCACUUCAAGAAUAACUUAGUCUUUAUUUAACGAUAUUGAGAAGUAAAAGAUUAACUUCCUGCAACCGUAAGGUCAACGGCAACUACCGCUUCAACUUAGCUACGUCUAUCGAGUCUUCGGUCAUCGGUCACCGGUCACCGGUUUUCAAUCGUCAUCGUCUACUCAUAUCGGUCGAUCAAGACCGGAGCACUUCGCCGGCCGGCAGUGUACCGUGAGCAUCAGAGAGCAACGUACGUAUCACGCGCUCCGUCUCUUACGCGAAUAAACCGAAUGUAAUCUGGCUGCAAUCGAGUGACUUUAGCGCUUUUGUGUUAGUGCUAAGAUUGUCGUGGACCGCAUCCCGAAUCGCGCCCCGGUAUUUUUAGAAACACCUCGUUGUUCAAGUAUUCGUGUUGAUAAUGGCUCGGUAUCAGUUGCUGUGUUACUUCGUCGCUCUCGUUGGUUUCCAGGUCACUUCCAGCCAGCAUUCAAUAUCCUCAGAGACUACAGUAUCGAGUUUAGCAAAAGAAGUUGAAGAUAACAGUCGAUAUAAGACAUUGGAAGCCAAUGCUACGCUUUUAAAACUACUAGUCGAUGACAAAGAUGGCGUUAGCAGUUCUGAGGUAUUUGACAUGCUGCAUUCGCGUGACGACAACCAGGAGCACAUAGACUUGCCGACCUUCCCCGAGGACAUGGAGGACGUCCACGUCGACGUCACAGGCAUACCGGACGCCGAGGCCGAGUUUUUACAAGUUCCGGGUGAAACAGUUCGUAGGGACUCACAAAGAUUACGGUACGCAGGUCCGCGGGGCGAGCCUAUAGGUGCAGCUGCGGGCAUAAUGGUGGUGAUCACCUGCACCAUCGUGUGUCUCGCUUACACCGCCCUCGUCGUCUGGAGACGGAUAUAUAUGAAAAGAAACGGCCUGAAACAUGAACUUCUGAGAAAUGAGGAGGCUAUAGCGGAAACGAGAAUUGAACUGUGAAUAAUGAAGAUGAGCCAUAAACAUCUUCAGAAGAGCUUUUUUUAAACAAAAUUCAGACGAUUUUAUACAAUCUUUGGGUAUAAAAUAUUUUACUAUGAAUUCUCGAGCAAUAAGACUGAAUUUCAAUAAUAUGUAAGCCAAUAAUUCUUGCUUCGUAUUUAAAAUUUAAACGUAACUCUAAUUUGCUACAAGUACAAUAGAACCUCGAUAACUCAAACCUUGGUAACAUAAAAACCUCUAUAAGUUCCAAAAAUAACAUGUUCACUUCCCAUC
Messenger RNA from Papilio polytes (common Mormon), 1325 nucleotides. RefSeq lists its product as uncharacterized. The coding region runs from base 489 to 1052 and encodes 187 amino acids. The record is from RefSeq and is a predicted model, not a curated record. The transcript is spliced from 8 exons. NCBI's taxonomy places the organism in Eukaryota, Metazoa, Arthropoda, Insecta, Lepidoptera, Papilionidae.